AUGCCUCCUUGUGUUUUCUUAGCUAUUGAUGUACCUCAUGCAUUUUAUUGCUUAAUAAGAUUUUCAUUAAAUAUACUUUGGCUUGCAUUCUUUGGUCCAUAUCUACUUUAUAUUUUUAUUUACGCAUGUCCAAGUUUGAAUGAAGAUGAAAGAGAAUUCGAGAAAAAGUUGAUUUACUUGGAAAACGUAAAAGUUAAUGAUGUUGAAGGUGAAAAGAAGGCUCUUAAAAAGAUGAAUAAAGCUGAUAAGAAGAAAGAUAAGAAAGACAAGAAGAAACAAAAAGAUAAUAAUCAACAAGUUCCCCAGCAGCAACAGCAACAACAAGCUCAGUAUUAUUAUCCUCAAUAUCAGUAUCAAUAUCAACAACAACAACAACCUGUUAAUGCCAAUGGUCAGAAUCAACAAUAUCAAUACAAUUAUCAAUAUCCAUACCAAUAUCAACAACCUCCAGUUCAAGGUCAAUAUCCAUAUCAAGUUCCUCCUCAAUCUCAAAAUCCUCAAUCACAAACACAACCUCCAAAUCCACAACAAAAUGGUCAAUUCCAAGGAAACUAUCAAUAUCCACAAUAUUAUCAAUACUCAUCACCUCCACAAGUUCCUCCUCAAUCACAAUCACCACAACAACCACAACAACCACAAAUUCCUCCUCAAGUACCUCCACAAUCACAAUCACAACCUCAUUCACCUUCUGAUCAAAAUCAUUCUAAUGAUGACAAACCUGCGGAAGUUUAA
This is a messenger RNA of Trichomonas vaginalis G3, 732 nucleotides long. RefSeq lists its product as uncharacterized. NCBI's taxonomy places the organism in Eukaryota, Parabasalia, Trichomonadida, Trichomonadidae. The record is from RefSeq and is a predicted model, not a curated record. Bases 1 to 732 code for a protein of 243 amino acids. The transcript has a single exon.